CAGAGGAUAGGAGAGUCCACUAAUGCUUCAGAAGACAGUAAUGAGGGCAUCCCAGGAGUGUGGGGUGCUUGGGGUCCUUGGUCAGCUUGUUCGAGGACAUGCAGUGGCGGUGUGAUGGAGCAGACACGACCUUGUCUUCCUAGCACUUACCGCAUGAGAAGUUACCAUAGGCCUGGGGCUUCAUUCCCAGCUUCAGAGAGGGCUCUCUCCUACCAUUGGGCACAUCUUCGUGAAGAUUCAGGAAGUCCGUAUUCCAGCCAUGUCAUCUCUGCCAUCCGCAAUUCUGUUCCCCUCCAUAGAAACCAGGAUCAGAGAGCAGGACUGCAGUCUGCUGCCACUUUUGGGGAUCGGAAUGAUAGCCAUCUAAACCAAGGGAUCUUAAGGGGCAGUCGUCAAUCACACUCUCGAGGGAGGGAACCAAAAUCAGAAAGAAGGAGCAGGAACAGAAGUCCCAUUGCUCCUGGAAAAUAUGGCUAUGGGAAAGCCCCAUACAUAUUGCCACUGCAGACAGACACUGGACAGCCACCCCAAAGGCUUCGGAGACAGAGGCAGUCAGCUCAGCAUCAAAGAUACCGUGGGGAAGCUGGUCCCCAUUACAACCACCCAGCAAAUCCUUCUGUACAGCGCAGGCAUCUCUACCAAGGCAACCAUGGCUCUCAGCCUAGACUCCAACCCUUAGAAUCCUCUAUUUAUCAGCCAUCUUUAUCCCGUGUCCAGGGUUUUCCUGCAACUCCAAGUCUAUUCCAUGGCAUGGAAGUGAGUACCAGCCCUGGUGGAGGGUCCCACCGUCCAUCUCUUCGUCCACCCCAUAGCUUUUCUCAGCCUCACCGAUCUACAGAGAUUAUGUGCAUUGGAGCUUACCGACAAUACAAGCUCUGUAAUACCAAUCAAUGUCCAGAGAACAGUAGAAGUAUCCGGGAAGUACAGUGUGCAUCUUAUAACAACAAACCUUUCAUGGGUCGGUUUUAUGAAUGGGAACCAUUUGCAGAAGGUGUUACUGGUUUAUAUGGUGUGAAGCCAGUGGCUCCUAGUAGGGCUGUCAGGAAGAAAGGGCUGAAGAAAAUUCCUAGUUCAGGCACCUCCUUGUCUGUACUUUACAUUUGCGGCUUCCUCUGUGAACCAGGAGGGUACCUGGUCCUCCUCGGGGUAUUUGCUGUUGCCAGAGCAUAUCAGCCUCCAGUCUUGGCAGAGUAUUCCUUUGGCCAGACUGAAAUUCCUGGGCUGAAAGGGAUUUCGGACGACUUAUGA
Antechinus flavipes (yellow-footed antechinus) is the source of this 1248-nucleotide messenger RNA. Its product is annotated as thrombospondin type-1 domain-containing protein 4-like. NCBI's taxonomy places the organism in Eukaryota, Metazoa, Chordata, Mammalia, Dasyuromorphia, Dasyuridae. Gene Ontology annotation, biological process: extracellular matrix organization. The record is from RefSeq and is a predicted model, not a curated record. Bases 115 to 1248 code for a protein of 377 amino acids. The transcript is spliced from 5 exons. Gene Ontology annotation, cellular component: extracellular matrix. Gene Ontology annotation, molecular function: metalloendopeptidase activity.